CGACGCCAUUUUGACAGGUCGGACGGGAGAUAGCAUUCUUCAGAAAUCGAAUUUUGUGUUCGAUUUUGAGAUAUGUUUAGAUUUAUUUGUUGGACUUAGUUAGUGUUAUUUAGUAUCUUACUAAGCUGGAAUAAAUUAAACAAACUCCAACAUGGCUUUACGAACGUACGGCGAUAAGCCGAUAAGUUUCCAGAUUGAAGAAGGAGGAGAAUUUUAUUGUGUUGGCUCAGAGGUCGGCAAUUACCUGCGGUUGUUCCGUGGGUCUCUAUACAAAAAGUACCCUGGCAUGGUCAGGAGGACCCUGACCAAUGAAGAAAGAAAGCGUCUGGUAGACAAUGGGCUGGGUCAGCAUGUUCUAUCAAGUUCUGUGUCACUGCUGAAAGCAUCAGAAGUAGAAGAUAUUAUAGAAGGGAAUGAUGAUAAAUACAAAGCAGUAUCAGUCAGUCAGGAGCUAGCGACACCUCGGGAGAGUAAGAGUAAGAAGCCACAUAAUCCGUCAUGGAUGCCUGUGAUGCCAAAUUCAUCACACUUGGAUGCAGUGCCUCAGGCCACUCAGAUUAGCAGGACCAGGGUUCACAACAAGAAGGUACGCACCUUCCCCCUAUGCUUUGACGACACAGACAUGACUGCGAUGCUGGAGAACGCCUCGCAGAAGCAGAUCCUCGUCCCCAUCCGCCUCGACAUGGAGAUUGAAGGCCAGAAGCUCAGGGACACUUUCACUUGGAACAAGAAUGAAUCAAUCAUAACCCCAGAGCAAUUCGCGGAAGUCCUCUGCGACGAUCUUGAACUGAACCCGAGCACAUUCGUGCCCGCCGUCGCGUCGUCCAUCCGACAGCAGAUCGACGCGUUCCCGAGCGAGCCCCCGGCCAUAUUGGAGGAGCAGAGCGACCAGCGGGUUGUCAUUAAGCUGAACAUACACGUUGGGAAUACUUCGCUUGUUGAUCAGGUGGAGUGGGACAUGUCAGAGAAGGAGAACAACCCAGAAGCAUUCGCGACCAAGCUCUGCGCUGAACUAGGCCUGGGCGGGGAGUUUGUGACAGGCAUCGCUUACUCCGUCCGCGGUCAGCUAGGCUGGCAUCAGCGGACCUUCGCCUUCAGUGAGGCGCCUCUGCCUGUCGUUGAGACGCCGUACCGCCAGCCCUCGGAGGCGGAGGCCUGGGCCCCGUUCCUGGAGACCCUCACGGACGCGGAGAUGGAGAAGAAGAUCCGCGACCAGGACCGCAACACGCGCCGCAUGCGCCGCCUCGCCAACACCACGCCUGAUGUGUCAUUGGGGCGCGCCGUGAACCGCCUGAUCCGCGCCGACGAAGCCCUAUUCCAGUCGACGCCGGAAAAAAGGAGAAAAAAAAUUUAAUCGCCCAGUGCCGAGCUCGAGAACAUGGUGACAAGUUUGUCAAGACCUUGCCUAUAGGGAAUAUUACGCAAAACUGCGGAGGGGGCGCCACUAGCACAAAGAGGGCCUACCGCGAAACACGAAAAUCGAAAUUUCGUUAUCUGCCUCUCUAUUACUCUUGCAUUUUUUUUAACUUUUUUUGGUAAUCAAACAACCACUCUAAAUAAUACUUACUUACUAAACUAAUUGUGUACUAUAAUAUAUUCGAGCGAUCUAUCGCUCACUCUAGUGGCAGAUAACAAAAUUUCGAAUUUAGGGUUUCGCGGCAGGCCCUCUGUAAAAAACCGACUUGAUGCAUCAUAGUCAUAGUGAAAACUUGUCAAAAAAGUGUUUAAAUCAUAUUAUAGAUGUUACUCUAUGGUUUACAAUAUGCGCUAGUGCUGCUCUCUGGCGGCAGUUGCAGUAAUACCCCCUAUUAAACUGUUUGGCAUACUUGUCACGCCACUCGUUCGAAUGAUUGAUUUUAAUCCCUCGACUCACAGAGGAUUAAAACACGGCAAAAAUGCUUUUUAUAUUCUUUAGGAUAUGAUUAGGCGUCUGAGAUAGUGUUGUGAAUAACGCUCAUUUCGAGGCUUAAAUACUUGAACCCUUAAGACUCUCGAGGCUUAACGCCUCAAAGGCGGCAAAGACGAUUUCUUACAUCCAUACGCGUAAAAUAAAUAAAUACAAUUCUCAAAUAUAGUCUAGUCUUCAAGACUUACGAGUCUUGAGGGCUCGAGUCUUUAAGCCUAAAAAUAGGCGUUAUUCACAACACUGGUCUGAGACACUUAAAUUAAGAAACGCGGGCAAAUUUUCCCGCAUUUUUACUAAUCCUAAAAAAAUGAGGUAUAAAUUGGCAAGUUGAUAUUACCAAUGCCAUUGACGUUAGCAAACGCAUAUCAUAAUGCCGGUCGUAAGAAUACCAUAAAAGUGUAGCAGUUAAGAGAGAGACGAAUGGAACGAAUGAUAAAUGAAUGGAACUAAACAUGUAUGCAAGUAAAAUGUACCUAUACAAGUAUACAGUAGAUUCCAAAUAAAAAUCUAAGUUUAAAUCGUCACUGGAGCAUUCCAUGAAGUUGUCUACCGUUGUCCCGUACAAACGGGAAUUGCAGGUACGAGUACAUGUACAGGAAAAGAAACUAAAGAGAAA
Messenger RNA from Cydia splendana, 2522 nucleotides. RefSeq names its product SWI/SNF-related matrix-associated actin-dependent regulator of chromatin subfamily B member 1-A (gene Snr1). Lineage: Eukaryota; Metazoa; Arthropoda; Insecta; Lepidoptera; Tortricidae. The transcript is spliced from 9 exons. Gene Ontology annotation, molecular function: transcription coactivator activity. Gene Ontology annotation, cellular component: nBAF complex; nuclear chromosome; npBAF complex. The coding region runs from base 152 to 1354 and encodes 400 amino acids. Gene Ontology annotation, biological process: chromatin remodeling; positive regulation of pseudohyphal growth by positive regulation of transcription from RNA polymerase II promoter. The record is from RefSeq and is a predicted model, not a curated record.